UAACCCCGGUCCAGUAUAGCAACGGCGUAAGCACCAGCGGAGCAGCCGCUGUGAUUUUCUUCCCCCCAAUUCGUCUCUCUUCUCCAUCGACCAAAAACCAGGUUCCUCCAAAUCCUUAUUUGCUACCGUCUGACUAGAGCUAAGAAUCAGUAAACAAAGUAUUCUAGGUUAGGCGAAUCUCCUGCCAAAACAAGUUUCUUUGCUUCUGCAUCACUCCAUUACAACAACUGUAGCAAUCUGUUAAUCGCCCUCUAGGGCAACUCUGGUUCAAGCAUGGCAAUUUCAUAUCCUACUUUCCGAAAUCAGAAACAAAUGCGCUAAACCUUCACCAACACGGUCAUAAUCUUUCCGCAUCCUUUUUAAGCCAGCUGAAAUCAGAGUUUGAAGAUCGGAUUUCAGGCUUUUCCGAACAAAAGAGAGGAAAAUGGCAUUUUUCGGUUCACUCAGAUCAGCAAUCUUCGACAAGGAAGAUCGAAAACGGCAGUACCAAGCUCAUAUUCGUGGCCUUAAUGCAUACGACCGGCACAAGAAGUUCUUGAAUGAUUACGUUGGCUUCUAUGGGAAAGAAAAGUUGUCGAACGUGAAAUUGCCAGUUAAAACAGAUCAGGACACCCUAAAAGAAGGGUACAGGUUCAUACGUUCAGAGGAAGACGACAUGAAUCCGUCUUGGGAGCAAAGGCUUGUGAAGCGUUACUAUGAUAAGCUUUUUAAAGAAUAUUGCAUAGCUGACAUGUCACAGUAUAAGAGUGGAAAGAUUGGUUUGAGAUGGCGGACAGAGAAGGAAGUCGUAUCUGGGAAAGGGCAGUUCAUAUGUGGUAACAAGCAUUGUGAUGAGAAAGAUGGUUUGGCGAGCUAUGAGGUUAACUUUUCUUAUUUUGAAGCUGGAGAACACAAACAAGCCCUUGUGAAACUAGUUGCUUGUGAAAGGUGUGCGCUAAAGCUUAACUACAGAAAACUAAAAGAGAAGGAGCAAUCAGAAGGAAGCAAGAAAAAAGAGAACAAACGGAAAAGGGAUCAGUCUCGGAGUGACAGUGACACGGCUGAGGAUUAUGAUAGGAGGAAAGAGAAGAGAAAAGGGAAAAUGGAGUCAGUCCCAGAUGACCAUCGGGAAAGUAAUGAAGAUGAGAACUUUGAUGAAUUUCUUGAGGGUAUGUUUCCUUGAUUUAUCUUUUCUUUUCAAGAGGAGGUACAGCCAGCUUUGGAUCGUCCUCGCAUCCACAGCAUAGUCAGUCACUGCACAAGGUUUUCUUUAAAAUAUCCCCAAGUGAAACCUCCUCUAUGUAAUCAAUUUUGUAGCUUGAGAAUACGUGUGAAUUGCAGAAGCGCAGUGGUUUUUCUGUUGCGCGUUCUAAAGCAAUAACAGAUGCGCGAACUUUGGAUUGUAUUGUAUUUAUGUAGCUUAGUCUUCUUCUGAAUCUAUAUAAUUUUUUAAAAAAUAAUUAAUCUUGCA
This is a messenger RNA of Carica papaya (papaya), 1450 nucleotides long. Its product is annotated as folate-sensitive fragile site protein. The record is from RefSeq and is a predicted model, not a curated record. Gene Ontology annotation, molecular function: phosphatase activity. Gene Ontology annotation, biological process: dephosphorylation. NCBI's taxonomy places the organism in Eukaryota, Viridiplantae, Streptophyta, Magnoliopsida, Brassicales, Caricaceae.